UCUUUUAUCUCUUUCUUCAACACCUUAUAAAAAGCUGAAAUCAUACCGAACACCACCUCCAGAUUCUCACGCGUAUACCUUCUUUUUAUCUCUUCCUUUAAGGCCAACAGCGGCUGAGUUCGGCGCCGGCUACCAUGUCGUCGGGGAUAUGUUCACAGGGUUUGGUCUUGGCCACCGCCAUGGUUGUUUCCAGCACCGUUAUUUUCCUCACCUUUUCAAGGCAAAAACCUUCGUCUUCUUCUAAACAAACCCUUCGUUCUUGCUUGUCUUCAGGUGGAAAGAAAAGGGAUAAGAAGAAGAGCAAGAAGAAGGUGAAGUUUGCUGAGAAUGUGAAGGAAACAAGUGGAAAUGGAGAUGAGUACAGGAAAGAGCAGCACGAGAAGAUGAUUGCAGGAUCAAAAAUCGACGGAAUUUGCAGAAAUCAAAUGCCGGCGAAUAGGGUUGCUUUGUACAACGGAAUUCUCAGAGAUCGUGUUCAUGUUCAUCGAAUGGGGUGUUCGUAUUGAUUACUGUGAACUUUGUUUUUUUUCUGGGUUUGCAGAAACUUUUUCGACUUUUCUCUUCUCCCUUUGAUCUCUUUUGUGUAGGAUGUAAACAGUUAGAAGUCUGUCCAAAUUUAUGAGUUUUUUUUUGGAUGAAAA
This is a messenger RNA of Hibiscus syriacus, 641 nucleotides long. RefSeq lists its product as uncharacterized. Bases 135 to 506 code for a protein of 123 amino acids. NCBI's taxonomy places the organism in Eukaryota, Viridiplantae, Streptophyta, Magnoliopsida, Malvales, Malvaceae. The transcript is spliced from 2 exons. The record is from RefSeq and is a predicted model, not a curated record.